AUGCCAACAGAAAUAACAAAAACUUAUUCGGGUGCAGAGGUUGUCGCAAAGGCUCUUAAAGACCAAGGUGUCGACGUUGUGUUUGGAAUUGUCGGCAUUCCUGUUGUUGAAGUUGCAGAAGCAAUCAUUUCUGAAGGAAUCAAAUUUAUUGGAUUUAGAAAUGAGCAGUCCCUUAGUUAUGCUGCGGGAGCUUACGGUAUUCACGUAUUAAUCGAUGUCUGUCUAGUAGUAUCUGGUCCCGGAGUUGUACAUGCCUUGGCUGGACUAGUCAAUGCACAAGCCAAUUGCUGGCCUCUACUUCUCAUUGGUGGAUCAUCGGAUACUUAUCAACAAGGAAUGGGUGCCUUUCAAGAACUAGAUCAAAUAACACUUUGCAAGCCUUAUUCCAAAAUAUCUACAAGGCCAUCUUCUAUAUCGCAAAUUCCGAACGUGAUAGACAAAGCAAUCAAAACUAGUAUUUAUGGCCGACCGGGACCUGUUUACAUUGAUCUGCCAGCAAAUUUUAUCCAAGGAUCUAUUACUUAUGAAUCAAUGAAUUUACCAGGCCGUGCGACUGAUUCUCCUAAAUCACUUGCUGAUCCACAGUGUGUGGAAGAAGCCGUUCGAUUGUUACUGAGUGCCAAAAAACCGUUAAUUAUAAUUGGCAAGGGUGCUGCUUAUUCGUGUGCUGAAAAAGAGAUUAAUGAAUUGAUCAAAAAGACUAGAAUUCCUUUCCUCCCUACUCCAAUGGGAAAAGGUGUAGUUUCCGACUCUCAUCCACUAUGCGUAUCAGCAGCACGAUCCAAAGCUAUUGCUAAUGCGGAUGUUAUAAUACUCUUGGGGGCUAGACUUAACUGGAUUCUCCAUUUUGGUGCACCACCUAAAUUCAGCAAAGACGUAAAGUUUAUACAAGUUGAUAUAUUACCCGAAGAACAUAAUAAUAAUCGACGCAUUCAUGUAGCUUUAUUGGGCCAUCUCCCUCUGGUUGUUUCCCAAUUAAUUUCUUGCUUACCAUCAUCAUUCAAUCACCCAUCGAUAUCAGAUUAUAUUCAAUCACUGCGACAAAAAAUAGAUGAAAACGUUGCCAGUACUAACGAAAAGUUUAAAGAUGAUACGAUUCCCAUGAGUUACCAUAGGGCUUUUUGGGAAAUAAAAAAGAGAUUGCCUCAAAAGGAUAUAGUAUUUGUAAGUGAGGGAGCAAAUACGAUGGAUAUUGCAAGGUCAAUUUUUGAUGUGCAUGAACCUCGAUGCCGAUUAGAUGCUGAUGAUGCUAUGGGAGAGGCGUUAAAAGACAACGAAAAAGUUACAGUAAUAAAUGUGAUGAUACAACCAGGUGGUCGGAAGAAACUG
Racocetra fulgida is the source of this 1329-nucleotide messenger RNA. The record is from the annotation of a GenBank genome assembly. NCBI's taxonomy places the organism in Eukaryota, Fungi, Glomeromycota, Glomeromycetes, Diversisporales, Gigasporaceae.